Messenger RNA from Hyla sarda, 2107 nucleotides. RefSeq names its product OTU deubiquitinase with linear linkage specificity (gene OTULIN). Bases 141 to 1724 code for a protein of 527 amino acids. Gene Ontology annotation, molecular function: cysteine-type deubiquitinase activity. The record is from RefSeq and is a predicted model, not a curated record. The transcript has 10 exons. NCBI's taxonomy places the organism in Eukaryota, Metazoa, Chordata, Amphibia, Anura, Hylidae. Gene Ontology annotation, biological process: protein linear deubiquitination.
GACGAGCUGAUUGGAUAGUUCAACGCGACGAGCUGAUUGGACACCAGCGUACGGCGCUUUGAUUGGCUGUUACUGGCUGACUGAACGGAGGGGGCUGAAGCAACGCCCCAUAGUUUCCGGCACCUAUCACGAACUGUGUAAUGGGCCAAUUGUUCACGUAUUUCCAUCGCAGCAAACAAGAGCCAGAUGAACCUGUGAAAGAGGAAGUGGGGGGCUCUUCUGUAAGCUCCCAGCAGCUGGAACCCGAGUUUCUGAACUGUGCUGUAGAUGUAUUCUUAUAUAGAAGAAGACAGACUUUACUUCCUGAAGCUAGCUAUGAGAUAGAAAAUGGUGGAGAAACUGGCACUAGUCAGGUUGAAGGAAUAAUGGAGCUGGAACCUGUGAAUUAUGACUGUGUGGAUCAGAACACGAAAAGGUCAUCAGGAGAAUGGAGCAGUACAGAUGAUGGGAAAGCAGAUGUCGGAAGCCUCUCUGAAUGCAAUAAGAGGUCCAAGUUAUUCCAGGAUUCUCAGACGGAAACAACUGCCGGGGAUGAAACUGUAAGUGAUAGCCCUUUGGUUACUCAGCAGAAGCAACCAGAAGAUGUCCCAGAAUCUUUACAGACUUGUGAGGACUCCAGAGAAAUGGGAGAUUGUGUAAAAAACAAACCUGAUAAGCCACCAAAUGAACUUGCACAGGAAGAAAACCUUAAUACUGAAGAGUUAUUAAAUAAAGAUGUGCCUGAUGGAAUCUGUAGUUCCCAAACUAGUCUAGGAUCAGAAUCCAAGACGAUUGCAGGUCAAUUGUGUACAGCACAAAAAGAAUUGUCUCUGGACACUUAUGAAGACAUUUAUCGAGAUGAAGAAGAAAUUGAAAAAGAGAAAAUCCAGAAAGGAAUUACAACGGCUGAAAAAGACAUGAAAGAGGAUCUUAAAUUAGGAGUGGGACCAGAAGUUGACAUCAUAGAAUAUUGCCAAAGGGAAUGGAGAGGGAAGACAUCGGUAGCAAAGAAAAUGAAGGAGGGAUAUGAAGAAGUGUCUCACUUUUUUGGUUCCAUAAGACGCGUAAGGGGAGAUAAUUAUUGUGCCUUAAGAGCUACCUUAUUCCAGUGCCUUAGUCAGAUGACACAGCUUCCACGAUGGAUGGACAAUGAUCGGCUUAUUCAGUUGCCUGAAAAGCUUGUUAAAAAAUAUGAGUGGAUUAAACAGUGGAGAUUCUGGCAUUCUUAUGGAAGCAAGAAAACGUCGGCGCUGAUAAAGGAGUCUUUGGAGCUGCUUAAGAAAAAGUGGUCCGAAUUGAGUGGAAUCCAGAUCCCAGACAAGAAACAAGCUGCUUGUGAUGAGAUCUUUCAGAGUGAUGAGGAGUAUUGUUUAUAUGAGGCUGUGAAGUUCUUGAUGCUGAAAACUGCUAUUGACUUAUUUAAUGCCAAUGAGGAUGGCAAAGAAGUUCCUGUGUUCUCGUGGCUGUUAUUUGCUAGGAACACCUCUAAAAAUCCUUGUGAGUUUCUGAAGAAUCACUUAAACCAUGUGGGACACUCUGGAGGACUUGAGCAGGUUGAAAUGUUUCUUCUUGGAUAUGCUUUGCAGCACACCAUCAAAGUAUAUAGAUUAUACAAAUAUGGGACCGAUGAGUUUAUCACCCACUAUCCUGAUGACCAGGCUGACUGGCCAGUGGUUACACUUAUAACUGAAGACGAUCGCCAUUACAAUGUUCCUGUUAGAGUAUGUGAAGAGACAAGUUUAUGAACAUUAACCUGUAUGAUUAGGGCAAUCUAUACAGAUUGGAUUUAUAUCUGUAUUUUAGAUAUAGAGCUAAUGUGCUAUCCCAUAUGUGGGAAUAUUGCAGACAUCUCGAUGGCUAACCACAUGAUCGCCAAGAACAAGAAGAUGAGCACUUUGGGUCUGAGGUGCUUGAGAUGCUUUAUUUGAACCUGAAUGUGUAACAACAAAAUUUCAUUGGUGGAGGUUGUUUACAAGGUUACCUGCAAAUGCUUUGCAUUCUGGAUGCUUUUCAGAAAUAGCGGAGAAGUCUGCAGCUAGAGCAAGAAUUGUGAAUGUCCUUUUAAAGGGUUACUCCGCUCCCCAGCGUUCGGAACUCAAUGUUCCAAACGCUGGGUGUGGGUUUUAGU